CCCAGUGACGCGAUGUGCAUGCUAGAGCAGUAGGCUGUAGGCUGUAGGAAGCGUGCUGGAGGGUGGCCGUCACCAUGGCGGAGGGGCGAGAUCUAGGUAGAGCAUUCGCAUUCGCAGCUCUCGUGCAGGAAGCAUCGUAAAAAGGUCUUACAGCUAGUAGUAGCAGAUCCAAGGUCUCUGGGGGACUGGCUUAGCAGGUAGGAAUAGGUCAACAGGAUCGGUCCACGUAGGAGAUCUGCAACCUGCUCUGGCAACCCAAUGCUCACUCCAGAUCCUGAGGUCAAAAUCUGUUUCUGGUCUGCUUCUCCCCCUAAGCAGCAGCAGCACCUGAUAGUUCUGGACGUCGAGAUGAGCCCUUUAGCUGGCCCUUGCUGCAUGGUGCUAUGGGUCGUGGCUAGCUGCUGAGUUAGCAACAAGCUUUGACACCAUUUGGUGUCCCGAGCAUCAGAAGUCUGUCCCAUUGUUACUGGAUCCUAAUACAGGCAGCUAUGUCAUUUGAGGGUCAGGAGCCACUGAUGGAGGAGCAGCAACAGAUUGGUGGAGAUCAGCAGGGGGAGAGAGAUGCAUCAUUGGCCACAGCAGGGCGCAGUAACUACACCAUAGGCACAAAUGCUGGAGGAAAGGUUUUUGUUGGAGGUCUGUCAUGGGACACAACUACAGAGACUCUGACAACUCAUUUCAGUGCAUUCGGGAAGCUGACUGACUCGGUGGUGAUGAGGGACCGUCAAACGGGGAACCCGCGCGGCUUUGGAUUUGUGACCUUUGCAGAUGCAUCAGUUGCUGACAGGGUUGUUCAAGAGCAACACAUCAUAGAUGGGAGAACGGUCGAUGCAAAGAAGGUGGUGCCGCGUGAGGCGAUGACUGGCCCCAGGACGAAGAAGAUCUUUGUGGGGGGGCUGCCAACCACUGUCGAGGAAGAGGAGCUGCGGCAGAACUUUGCCAGCUAUGGCAACAUCACCGAGGUCCAGAUCAUGGUUGACAGAGCCACUGGCCGCUCCCGGGGCUUUGGCUUUGUGACCUUUGAGAACGAGGCCUGCGUCGAGCGCGUGCUGUCUCAGGGCCGGCUGCACGAGGUGGCGGGGAAGAUGGUGGAGGUGAAGAAAGCGGAGCCCAAACGACCUCCCGAGGUGCCCCCCAUCAGCACCCCCUCGUACGGCUAUGGCCUGGGAGCAUAUGGAGGCGGCAGCGGCUAUGGGAGCAGCAGAGGGGUAGGCGCUUACCCCAGCAGCCGCAUGGGCUACGGCGGGAGGCUGAGCUACGGGGCAGGCGGGGGAGGCUACGGCGGCGCUUAUGGUGGGGCAGCCGCGGGCUACGGCAGCACGUCCGGCGGAUAUGGCAGCGCAUAUGCCUCAGAAGGCUAUGGCAGCAGCAGUCGGACGGCUUACUCGGGGUACGGGGGAAGUUCAUUAGGAGCCGGAUAUGGGGGAGGGUCGAUGGCCGGAUAUGGUGGCGGGUAUGGUUCUUAUGGCGGUGGCUAUGGAGGAAUGGGCGGCUAUGGCGAGAGUUAUGCAAGUGGAACCUACGGCAGUGGGGAGAGUUACGGCAGUAGCUAUGGUUCCGGAACCAGGGGCGGGUAUGGAGGCGCCUCCGGGUCGGGCUCUGGUGGGCAGAUGGGAGGGGGCAGCUCGAGAGGCGACAGUCGAUACUAUCCCUACCGAGGAGGGCAGUAGGCAACGUGGCGCGCGUGUAACUAGGACGGAUGACUGUUCGCUUGAAAGGGGCGCACGUUUGAUGGUGUCAGAUUUAGGGUCGCAGAAAAGGAUUGGUGAUCAGAUCUUCCGGCGCAAGCCUCACAAUUAGGUGCUGGCUCUUCCAGAAGCAGCGCAGCAGCGAGCAAUAUCAGGCACCUCAUUCCACAAAGGGAGCUACUAGGCUAAUCAGAUGAAGCACGACCAAGCUGGGGCGGCCCGUUCAUAUGACUGAUGGCUGCAGUCACGAUGAGCUCCGGGUGGGGCAAUGGUUCCGACAGGUGGGCCUGACUUUGUGUCUCGAUAGUUAGGACACCCGUCAAAGGGACAGGUCACUCGCUGAGCUCCUUGUCGGAAUUAUGUGCACCCUGGAACACCGCCGGCAUAGUUAGACAGACUGCUUACCCUAGGCCGACAUUGGUAGAGAGCGUAGCAAAAUAAGGCGGCUUUAAGAAGGAUGUUAAGCUCGCUCAUACUGGUGCCGGGGAUGGCAAAGAUGCUUCAGCGUCAAACGGCUAACAGGUGGACGUCUUUGCAAGUUUGCUUUUGCUUUAAAUAGGACAGGUAUAAGCACAUAGAUACAGGUCUUUUUCCGGGGUUCCUUAUGUGAUUCUUUCAGGAUAAGCGUCCUCUUUAGUUGAUAUUGCGCCAUUUUUUGUUAGAAAGCUUCCUAGCUUAGUCAAAAACUUUUUGAGAGCUGUUGUGCCCAAUGCUCUAAGAUUUGAGUCUCAAGUUUAUCUAGGCCACUAGCUGUUUCUUGCUACAAUCAUUGAAGUAUCCAACCUAGCAGUCCUCGGAACAGGGUCGCAUGCUCAAGCCUUCCGAAUCUCAAUCUUUUUGGAUCAAUGGUCUCUUGCUAGUGACUUGCCGUUUAUACGAAUGGCAGAGCCGAAAGCAUCCUCACC
Molecule: messenger RNA, 2593 nt
Organism: Klebsormidium nitens
Lineage: Eukaryota; Viridiplantae; Streptophyta; Klebsormidiophyceae; Klebsormidiales; Klebsormidiaceae
Source: the annotation of a GenBank genome assembly